Messenger RNA from Juglans microcarpa x Juglans regia, 2738 nucleotides. RefSeq names its product C2 and GRAM domain-containing protein At5g50170. Lineage: Eukaryota; Viridiplantae; Streptophyta; Magnoliopsida; Fagales; Juglandaceae. The record is from RefSeq and is a predicted model, not a curated record.
ACGUCCACGUUUCCUCGUUAGUUUCGCAUGCAAGCCAACAACUACAACUGUGCCCUUAGCUAUAAAACCCAUUCCACAUUUGAACCCCACUUCUCUUCCGAACCCCUACCUUGGCUUCCUUGGUAAAAAAUACUGGCUUCAGUUUUGUGGACAUGAGGCUAUAUGUGUACGUGUUGGAGGUCAAAGAUUUGCCUGUGAAGGACUCUUAUGUGAAGCUUCGGGUUGGGAAGAACAAGUCCAAGACUAGGAUUUUGAAGAACACCAUUGUGCCGGUUUGGAAUGAAGAGUUUGUGUUCAGGGUCCAUGGUACGGAUGAGGAGCUUGUGGUGUCUGUUUAUCACCAUGUUGAGGAACCCAAAGUCUUCGGUGGCUCUGGGAACUUAUUGGGUCGAAUUUGGAUACCAUUAUGGUCUGUUGCUGCUGAGAAAAAUCAGACAUUGCCACCCACAUGGUUUCCUCUUGAAAGGCCUAAGACUGGGAAAUUCAUUAAUAAGGAUUGUGGAAAAAUCUUUCUCACCAUUUCUCUUCAUGGAAAAAGCUAUGAAACUUCCACCAACCGCCUCCUUUGUGCACAUUCAAAUAACAACAUCGAGGAGCCUAAAGAAUUGGAGGUUUCGUGCAUAUCAUGUCAGGACAUGUUUAGCUCCAAAGCUCCAAGCCGGAAAAUAGCAGAAGGAAAACAUUUGAUGAAGACUAUUGCUAAUCGUCUGGAGAAGAUAUUCCAUAAGAAUGAAGAAGCCUCGAGAAGUGAUGAUUCUUCGGAGUUAUCCAGUACAUUAUCCGACUAUGAGGAUUGCAUGGAGGAACAUUCCGCUAGCUGUAGCUUUGUAGAGGCUAUUGAGAUGAUGCAGUCAAGAUAUGAUGAACAAGAUAAAAUGCCUGAAAACCUGCAGGGUGGCAUUCUUCUAGAUCAGUUAUAUGUAGCAUCAUCCCAUGAUCUUAAUGCCUUUCUUUUUUCCCCGACUCGCAGUCUCAAAAACUUAGCAGAUGUACAGGGAACAAAAGAUGUGCAAGAGGGACCUUGGAUGUGGAAAUCAGGAGCCACAUCAAAUUUAACGCGAGCUGUUUCCUACACAAAAGCAGCAACAAAGUUAGUUAAGGCCGUUAAAGCCACAGAGGAGCAAACCUAUAUAAGAGCAGACGGAAGGGAAUUUGUGGUCUCAGUAAGUGUUAGUACACCUGAUGUUCCAUAUGGAAGUACAUUCAAGGUCGAAUUGCUUUACAAGAUAGUGCCAGGACCAGAGAUAUCUUCAGGAGAAGAAUCGUCCCGUUUAGUAGUGUCCUGGGGCAUUAACUUCCUUCAAAAGACGAUGAUGAGAGGCAUGAUUGAAGGAGGAGUUCCAGGACUGAAGGAGAGCUUUGACCAAUUUGCCAGCUUGCUCACUCAGAAUUUUAAAACUUUCGAUACUGUGUCCGUAUCCAACAAGGAUGAUGUGCUGGAAACUUUGGGAACAGAACAUCAAUCAGACUGGCAAUUGGCAACAGAAUACUUCUGGAAUCUCACUGUAGUUUCUGCCAUUUUUAUGGCUAUGUAUUUCCUAGUGCAUAUUCUACUCUCUGAGCCCAGCAAUCUCCAAGGCUUGGAAUUUAAAGGACUUGAUCUGCCAGACAGCUUAGGAGAGCUUAUCACUAGUGGACUUUUAGUCAUUCAGUUGGAACGUGUCUACAACAUGAUCUCACACUUUGUACAAGCAAGGUUGCAAAGAGGAAGUGAUCAUGGAGUUAAAGCCCAAGGUGAUGGGUGGGUUCUUACCAUUGCUCUAAUCGAAGGGAUCAACUUAGCAUCAUUAGUCUUGACAGAGUUUUCAGAUCCCUAUGUUGUCUUCACCUGCAAUGGGAAAACGAGAACAAGCUCUGUCAAGCUUCAAACUCGUGAUCCUCAGUGGAAUGAGAUACUUGAGUUUGAUGCAAUGGAAGAACCGCCAUCAGUUUUAGAUGUAGAAGUUUUUGAUUUUGAUGGUCCAUUUGACCAGGCCACCUCACUUGGGCAUGCUGAGAUCAAUUUUGUUAAACACACAUCUACUGAACUUGCAGAUAUGUGGGUUCCCCUAGAGGGAAAGCUUGCUCAGUCUUCUCAGUCGAAAUUACACUUGAGAAUGUUUGUAGAUAAUAAUAAAGGAGUUGAAAUGAUUAGGGAGUAUUUGACGAAGAUGGAAAAGGAAGUCGGAAAGAAGUUGAGUCUACGAUCACCUCACAAGAAUUCAACAUUCCAAAAAAUAUUUAUAUUGCCACCAGAAGAGUUUCUCAUCAGUGACUUUACAUGCCACCUGAAGAGAAAGAUGCCAUUACAGGGCCGGCUCUUUCUUUCCGCAAGAAUUGUUGGGUUUUAUGAUUUGUUUGGACAUAAAACUAAAUUUUUCUUUCUUUGGGAGGAUAUUGAAGAUAUCCAAGUGCUUCCUCCAUCCCUGGCAUAUGGCCAGCCUACACUGGUCAUAGUUCUGCGGAAGGAUCGAGGUCUUGAUUCAAGGCAUGGAGCGAAAUGUCAAGAUGAAGAAGGCAGGCUUAAAUUUUAUUUCCAGUCAUUUGCAUCAUUCAAUGGAGCUAGCAGGUAGUAGUGAAAUAAAAACAAUUAUGGCUUUGUGGAGAACAAGAACGUUGACCCCUGAUCAGAAAGCACAGAUUGCCGAAGAGCAGGAGGAUCAAGAUGACACGCCCCAUCAUGCUUGAAGAUGCUGGACCCAUUCCGGACGGAAGAUUGCAAAGUUGUCCUAAGGUUUUACUGCAGAAUUCCCAUCAAU